AUGGCCUCUCAACUGUCCUUGGCAAGAUUCGUCCAGAGAGCCGUAAGGGGAGUGAAGAGACCCCAAUCUCGUGCUUUAUCUUCCCUACUCGUUCAAUCACAGCCUAAACUUGCUUCACUUCCCCACUUCCCCGUCAUCAAGAUCUUGCCGACAUCCCAAGAUGAUAAUGAAAUAACUGCUGUGCUAUCGAUGCGAGCUUUGACCCGACUGUUAACAAUGCUGGAGAACCCCUCUCCUGGAGCAGGGCUAGCUGCUCCGCCAGAGAACUCUUGCUUCUCCUUUACGUCCAUUCCCGGCAAAGGUAUCGGUAUGAUAGCAACUACUCGCAUCUCCCCGGGUGACCUCAUCUUAUCUGAGCGGCCCGUACUUGUGUUGCCUCAGAAUCUGAAAGCCUCAUACGGGGUAGAUCCUCACCCUGUACAUGAAGUUUGGCCCCUCCUAAGCUCAAACCAGCGGGAAAAAAUAGAGUCACUUCGGAAUGCUUUCGCCAGUCGCGAGACGUUGUUGGUGAAUCCCGAGACAUGGUCAAAGAUCGGGCUCAUUAGCACCAACGCUCUUAAUGCAAGGCUUCCCGUUGCAACCGAAAACGGAAAAGAGGACUACGCGGGUAUUUUCCCAUCCAUAGCGAGGUGCAAUCACAGUCCAAAUGCUAUGUAUGACUUUAAUCCAAAAACUUUCAGUGCCUCCUUGAUUGCCACCAGCCCCAUCGAGGAUGCCGAAGAAAUCACCAUAACCUACAUCGAUCCUUGCCUCUCUCAGAGUGCUCGCAAGGCAUUGUUGCUUGAAAGUUAUGAUUUCGAGUGCGAGUGCCCCGCGUGUGUGUCAUCAGACAUUGCAAGCAGCGAUCGACGCCGUAUGCGGAUAUCCAAUUUUAUGGAUCAUUUGGAAGUCCCAUCGCAAAAAAAUGAGUUUAAGGAUGACAUCAUUCCCUAUCCUAAUGUGGCCCUAACUCAUCCGAGUACCACGCCAUCAAUUCUGCGGCGGGUGGUGUAUGUCGCGGACGCCAUCUUUCGCCUUAUCGAGGAAGAGGGUCUACACGCACUGAUCCCAUCGAGCCCUAUUUACCAAGUUGUCGAACGGGCGGCUUUUGCAUCUGUGCUCCUUGGUGACAAGGAUGUUUUCGACAUUUGGUCCAGACAAGCCUCGAUAUAUUCUCGAACAGCAAGGUGGAUGCAUAACGGGAAGCCAUUACUAAGUGAAGAUCAGUGGGAACAGGCCUUCAAUGACCCAGAGGCGUAUUUCGCAACUUGGGGCCGAAAUAGCGAUUCAUGA
This is a messenger RNA of Cantharellus anzutake, 1272 nucleotides long. RefSeq lists its product as uncharacterized. The record is from RefSeq and is a predicted model, not a curated record. Lineage: Eukaryota; Fungi; Basidiomycota; Agaricomycetes; Cantharellales; Hydnaceae. The coding region runs from base 1 to 1272 and encodes 423 amino acids. Gene Ontology annotation, molecular function: protein binding. The transcript has 4 exons.